AUGGCAGAACAUAGCCCAUUCUAUAAAUCGUUGGAUGAAAUGAUUGCCGAAGAUGAGCAAAAGAAGAACGCUCAAAGUCAACAACAACAAAGACAGCAACAACAGCAACAACAGCAACAGCAACAACAAACAAAAGGCGAUCCUUCUAACAUUCCCGAUCAGGUCGUUUGGGGAAACCACCAAUCGCACGAUGAUGGCGUCAGUCUCAUUAGCAUGCCCACCGCUCUGCAGCACUCGUAUUUCAAUGCCAAUCAAACGACGCACGACAUGAGGACCUAUGGUCAACCUGAUCAUCAUGAUCCAUAUUAUUACGGUCAGAUACAACAACCACAGCAACCACAGCAACCACAGCAACAACAACAACAGCAAACGGGUGAAUCCAGUCAAGCCAUUGAAGUCAAACUCAAAGGAGGAACGACGGACGACAAUGGGACCAUUUCUGGUCCACUCAGUCCUCGCCGGGAUGAAAUCAUUUCAACGACUACUCCUGCUGUUGCUGCGGCGGCACCUUCCAAAGGACAUGUCCGUCAUCCCAGCAACAAUUACUUUGACGAUGGUGAUACAGCUCCCGGGUUUCCCAAUCGAAGUAUGCGAUCUUUGGAACCAGGGCAAGGCGGUCAACAAGGUGGUCAACCUCCCAAUCUUUUGGGACCACCACAACCACAACAACCACAACAACCACAACAACAGGCAUCUGACAUUUUGGAACCCUACUAUCCACCCGAACCACCAGAAGUACCACAAGUCAGUGGCGUUGGUGGUAGUGCACCUCCACGACCAUAUUCCCACCAUACCUACGUCCGGGAUCCGGCCCAGUACCAUAGCAACGACAACGACGUCGACGCACCCUUUGGACCGAUUGACGAUUUGCGAAUACCGCUGGGAUUGAGCAGCGCACCGUCCAGUCCAAUCGAUGGACAGCAAUCACCACAAUCUGGUAUGGGACUCAAUUUGCAAGACAAUGACCCUAAUAACAACAAUCCAGAUCCAACACCAAGUUGGCGCAAAUGGCUCAUCAUCAUCAUUGCCAUUUUGGCGGUCGGUGCCAUUGCCUUUGCCGUGGUCCUUUUGGUCCAAGGUGGUGAUGGUGACGAUACUAAAAGUAACAACAACAACAAUGGCAUUGAUUUUGUACCACCCAACCGCACUCCUGCACCCACCAACACGCCACCCAGCGUUCCACCCUCGACCAGUCCCACGGAAGAAAUUGUGUACGAUCCACCGUCGGUGCAAGAUUGUGAGGCCAUCUUAUCCGGAAGGGCCGUGCCUGGACAAGUCAACAUGAUUGAACGUUUGUAUGAAAUUCCAUUUGAUAUUGUCAUCAACGAAGGUACCGAAUUGAUUGGGUUCUUGAAUCAAUUCAUGGAAGGGAUUCGGACCUUGGUCGUUCCAGCCUUGACCCAAUGCGAUACUGUAUUGCCAGCCGGUUUGCGACAACGAAGACAAAGACGACAUUUGAGGGAUAUUAGCAAUGUGGUGGCCAAUGCCGUGGCCACGGGAGAAUAUUCCGACGAACCCUGCAGUCGAAACAAUGCGGCCUUGUUUUGUCAACGCAUCGUGGUCAAUUUUGCGCUCUAUUUGAAAGGAGACGAACGAAAUUUGGACAUUGCCAUUUUGAUUCGCAAUGCCAUUGCGGGGACGGAUGGAUCGUCGUCUGGUGAUUCCAGCUUGUUGGAACGAUUUGGAUUGCUGGGCAAGGCCAACAGCGUCCAAGCCACAGAAGUGGUCAAUCUCAAUCCCACCGAAUCUCCCAGUUCCAGUCCGACCAAUCUUCCAAGCGUAUCGCCCAGUGCCAGUCCCUCCAAAAUUCCAACCAGAUCGCCCAGCAAUUCUCCCACCUUAUUUCCCACGACAUCCAUGCCAUCCAAAACUCCUUCCUUUUCUCCCACCAAAAUGCCAUCUUCGCAACCAUCCUGUUCCGAGACGGCUUCUUGGUUGGACACGGAAAUUGAUUCGACGCCCUUGAGGAGUGGUGGAUUGGUCACCUAUUCGCUCAAUUGUGCCGAUGCGACCGAUGGGAUUGCCGUUCUUGUGUGGGAUGGGAUUGACAAAUGUACCACGCAAUGCCUUGGAUAUUUGGAUCAAGCGGAUUCCGAUGGGACCUGUUCCACUUCCACGCAAUUCAUUGUAUCCUUCAACGUUCCAGAUGGUCAAGAUGUUACUACCUCCUCCUUUUUGAUUGGGACCAUGGAUCCCAUCACGGCUGGGUCCUUUUCCUUGACGUGUCCAGGAUCCAUCCUAGCAUCCGAAUCGCCCUCCAGCAAUCCGUCUGCUGGUCCUACGCAACUUCCAUCGAUCCAGCCAUCGUUUGCACCAUCACAGGUACCAUCCAUUGGGCCAUCCAUGGAACCAUCCAUGAUUCCUUCCAUGAGACCAUCCAGUGUACCUUCCAUGAAACCAUCGCGAGUGCCAACCAAUCCACCCAGUGAAUCACCAUCGAGGAAUCCAAGCGAAUCACCCACGGAUUCACCUUCCAGGAAUCCAACCUCUGGACCGACGUUGAGACCAACACCCUCACCCACCAUUUCUGCUUCCAAACAACCAACUGCCAAUCCAUCGCCGGCACCCACAGUCAUGGCAUCAUUGACACCAUCGGCUACGCCAUCGAAUCGACCCAGCAGCGGACCGUCCAGUGCCCCGAGCAAAACCUCCAGCGGUACACCCACAACGGCACCAAGUGUGGCUCCCAGCAAACGUCCUUCGCAGAAUCCCACUGGAAUGCCCACCAAUGGUCCCACCAAAAAUCCAACGUUUGGGCCCACAAUGGCUCCCUCCCAUAAUCCUACUUCGGGUCCUACCAAAAAUCCUACCAGUGGUCCUACCUUGGCACCGGUUCCAGGUCCGACCGAUGCUCCCAUUACCAAUGCACCGACAAAAGCACCCACCUCGGGUCCGACCUCGAAUCCGACGACCAGUCCACCAUCAAAAGCACCGAGUGCAAGUCCAAGCAUUAGCAAUGUGCCCAGUGUAGUAUCAUUGACGCCCUAG
Messenger RNA from Cylindrotheca closterium, 2988 nucleotides. NCBI's taxonomy places the organism in Eukaryota, Bacillariophyta, Bacillariophyceae, Bacillariales, Bacillariaceae. The record is from the annotation of a GenBank genome assembly.